AUGACCAGAACUUUGGGGCUCCUUGGCCGGCACCCGCUGCUAUCGCUUGUCUUGCUGUUGUCUUGGCUCGCGGCCGCGGUGGAGGCGCAGGGCGUCGCCGAACUCCUCUCCCAGAUUCCCAGUUGCGCUCUUCCAUGUCUCACGCAAGGUCUGGCAGAUGGUAACUGCAGCUUAACAUCGGCCGUCACCGCUGCCGACUGCCUGUGUCUCAACAUCCCGCUGCAGUCGGACUUAUCGACAUGUGUGCAGCUCAACUGCCACUUUGAAGAUCAAGCACGUGCCGCGAGUCUCGAGACGAGCCUGUGUGCCGCGUAUCCAAAGGAGUCGAGGAGCCACGAGGUCAAGACCAUCGCCAUUGUCCUGUCGGUUAUUACGUUCCCGGUUGUUGCACUCCGCUGUAUCUCGAGAUGGAUGAUUACCCGAAGGCUGUGGUGGGACGACUGGACAGCUGUGUUUGCAACGGUGCUCCUCGCCGGACUCGCAGGCAUCGAAAUCGCGAGCGCCGACCUGGGCUUCGGGACGCACUACUGGAACGUCGAACUGGCCGCUGGAACGAAGCUGAUCCAGCUCUUCUACGUCGUCCAGCAGCUCUACAUCCUCAUCCAGGUCUUCGCCAAGAUCUCCAUCCUGCUUUUCUUCUCCCGCAUCUUCCCUGCGCGCUGGUUCCAGCUGACCGUCCGCUACUUCAUCACCUUCCUGCUGAUCCACGGCCUCGUCUUCCUCCUCGUCAUCGUCUUCCAGUGCACGCCCAUCUCGUCAACGUGGGACAGGAGCAACCCGGACCGCAAGUGCCUCAACGUCACGGCCAUCGGGUACGCCGGCGCCGUCCUCAGCAUCGUCGAGGACCUGGUCAUCCUAGUCCUGCCAAUCCCCGAACUAGUCAAACUGCAGCUCAACAUCCGAAAGAAGAUUGCACUGGGCUUCAUGUUCAGUCUCGGAUCAUUUGCCUGCAUUACUACCAUGGUCCGACUCAAGUAUUUGGUCAUGUUCUCGAGCACCUUUGACACAACCUGGGACAACGUCGACAUCGUCAUCUGGUCCAUCGUCGAGGAAUUCUGCGCAAUCCUCUGCGCGAGCCUCCCGGCCCUGCGCCCGCUGCUGCAAAAAGUGCCUCAGCUCUUCACCAGCAAAAAGGAGACGACCAAGGAAACCCGCAGCACGGCGCAGUCCAGGCGCUCGAUACUCCACAUCGGCAAGGACAAGUUCCACGAACUCCCGGAGACCCCGGUCAGCGGCGUAGACGACGACGACGACGACGACGAGGACCAGCCGCCGGCGCUGAUCGACAUCGCCGACCAGAUGGCGGCCCAGGCGGACGGCAAGCGGCCGGUGGUCUUUGCGAAAGACAAGGAGACGACGGUCAACUGGCGCGCCGACGUCGAGUUGCAAAACGUAAAGGAAGGGAAGAGGUGGCAAAAGAACGUCAACGGGAGGCUCUAA
Messenger RNA from Colletotrichum higginsianum IMI 349063, 1440 nucleotides. RefSeq names its product Integral membrane protein. Bases 1 to 1440 code for a protein of 479 amino acids. Lineage: Eukaryota; Fungi; Ascomycota; Sordariomycetes; Glomerellales; Glomerellaceae. The record is from RefSeq and is a predicted model, not a curated record. The transcript has 5 exons.